Cladophialophora bantiana CBS 173.52 is the source of this 585-nucleotide messenger RNA. RefSeq lists its product as uncharacterized. Gene Ontology annotation, molecular function: U12 snRNA binding; pre-mRNA intronic binding. The record is from RefSeq and is a predicted model, not a curated record. Bases 1 to 585 code for a protein of 194 amino acids. Lineage: Eukaryota; Fungi; Ascomycota; Eurotiomycetes; Chaetothyriales; Herpotrichiellaceae. Gene Ontology annotation, cellular component: U12-type spliceosomal complex. Gene Ontology annotation, biological process: mRNA splicing, via spliceosome. The transcript has 3 exons.
AUGGCCUCAAAACCGGCGAAAGAGUCCCAGAACGCGGGCAAUCCAAACCAGACACUCUUUCUCAAGAACCUCCCCGAAAAGAUCAACAAGAAAGAGCUGAAACGUGCCCUGUACAUGCUCUUCUCUAUCUACGGUCCCGUCCUCGAUAUUGUCACAAGCCGCAUUGGAUCGAAAGGGCAGAGCAUGCGAGGACAGGCCCACGUGGUCUUCCGGGACAUACAGACGAGCACACAGGCCAUGCGAGCUUUACAAGGGUUCGACUUCUUUGGCAAGGAAAUGGUUAUUGUCUACGCAAAGGGCCAAUCGCACAUAAUCCCGAAACUCAGAGGGACCUUCGAGUCUCCCACUACUGCUGCAACUACUGCUUCUGAUGCCACAGCUUUACAGAAAUCCAUCUUUAAUGCUCCACCAAGUGGAAUUCCAAGCAAGCCCGUCGAGACUGGAGUCAAACCAGCAGGAACCACUCCCGAUGGAGGCCCACACGGCACAAAGAGACCAAGAGACGAGGAAGAGGAGGAAGAGAGCGAAGUGGAAAUGGAGGAAGACGAGGAUGAUGCCCCAAUGGAGGAAGAUGAGGAUGAUUAA